AUGCUUGCAACGAACAAACCGGUAGCUGAUGUCGACUCCGGCCGCAAACUUGGGAGACUUCCUUCUUCGUUUCGGCGAAGGCACGUGACUCGGCGCUUACGGCCCCACUGGCGCUUACUUGGCACUCUGCAAAGGCUCACUUCGCAAAGGCCCACCACUUCUACCACAACAUGGUCGAGCUGCGUAUCAACGUCGGUGUCGCAGCGGUCCCAUCCAGGGAUGCCAUUGUUGACUCUUUUAAAUCAAUUGUCACCAAAAUCACAGCCAAGGGACACCGUUGCGAGCUGGUACAAGUCUUGCGCGUGAUCCACGUCGAUAACGACUCGGCCUAUGCGCACUUGGCCGGCGAGUUUUCGGCCUUUAUCCGCUUCGACGACGACGCCCUUUUCAAAGCCCCUAACAACACGCUGAAGGAGCUCCUACCGUCGAAGGUCUCUCUAGCCACUAGAGGCAACAUGCAUACGGCGGUUCGUCACGACUACGAACGAGAAGCGGCCUGUGCUCGGUGCCACUUUGUGGGGCAUGUGGAGACCUGCGCGCUGGAACAGGAGAGGAGGCAGAAGGAAGCGAACAACAACACCGGAAGGCACAACAAGUACCACAACAACCCAACCAACACCACCAACAACAACAACGACACCACCAACACCAACAACACCGACAACGACGCUUCCGAGGUUGUGGCCCCUAGCCGCGCCCUCGGAACCGACCAACUCGAAUCGCGGAACCGAUUUGCGGGGCUCGAGGUCGAAGGAGGACAGGAGGAUGACGUCGAGGAGGAGGAUGCAGGAAAGGAGGGCGAGGAAAAGGAGCAGGUCGAAGAAGGAGACGAGGAUACGGGCGCCAAGGCGGACGACGAGGAUUCGGACUCGGAUGGGAACGCCGGAGCGGGCAUCGACAAGGCGGGAGGCGACGACAAGGACAACGACAAGGACGAACAGAACGACAGCUCGGAGGGAAGCGAACAAAGGGAGGACGAAGGAAACGAUGGGGAUGACGUGAUGAAAGAUGGAGCAGAGGAGGAGGACGAAGGGACGGAGACGGAGGUGGAAGAAGAGGUCGAGCAGGAACAGGGGGUACAGGACGACAGCAUCAUGAUCAUCGACGACGACCAAACGACGAUCACCACAGUUUCCCGCGAGUCGACUCCUCGGAGUCCCUCGUGGCCUCCACUAUCUCCUGAGACGUUGGCAAAGUCGCUGCGCGAGGGUGCGGAGUGGGACCGAGCUAACGCCGAAGCUGCUGCACGUGUCCAAGCAGAAAAGGAGGCGAUCAUCAACGCCCAACUCGACGCGGAGGAACCGCUCGUUCGCCACCAAUUUGCAGAGUGGGGUCAGGAAGAUGGACAACUGCGGUUCAUCAACAUUCGUGGCACCGGCUCCGGGUCGAACAAGAAGAUGAAGAGGUCGCAAACGGUGGCCGAUCUCAACGAUCCGAGCGACGACCCGGUCGAUAUCAAGCGCGUUCUGAACAGGGUCAAAGGUCGAGCAGGAAAGGAGGUAGCGGGUCAGGGGAAGAGGGUGACGAGGUCGAUGUCGGCGGCGGCGGCGAUGCAGGUCGAGGGGGCCAAGGCGAAAGCGGAGAAGGGUAAAGGGGUGGAGGAGGAGAAGCGCUGGUCCGACCACGAGCCCGAGGAUGACAUUCUCCCCGAAUUCCCACUCUUUGAGGACGACACUACCGCCAAGAGCACGUCUACAUCGUCUACCCAAUAAUGAUCAAGCACACCAUCACCAGCUGGAACGUGAGGAGGUGCAUGGGGAUCCCGGAAAAGCGACGCAACAUUUACACCUAUUUAUCAACAUUCAAAGCAUCCGCCAUUCUACUACAAGAACACUUCAUCAAACCGGAACUCUGGCAAUGUAUCAAGGACGAGUACGAGGGCAAGGUCUUCAUCAGCAAACACUGUCUGACUCUGAUCCCCGCCGACUCGCCCCUGAUCGACACCGAGAUUUUGCGCACCCACUCGGCACUCGACGGACGAAUCCUGGUCACCUCCUUUCGACUUCGAGGCGACAUCCGGAUACUCGAGAUCAACAACAUUUACGCACCAGUCGAUACAAAACAACGACUCACAUUCUUUGACAAACUACAUUUCCACAGGACGCAGAGCACCCACCUUCGACUCCUCGGCGGCGAUCUCAACGACUGCCCGCUGCCGGCGAUCGAUCGGCGGAACCAAGGUCGGCACGGCCAUCACUGGCCGAUCCUGAUCGGCAAGCUCGACUCGCCCUACACCGACUGCAUACGAUUCAAACACCCGCUCACACCAUCUUUCACUCGACCCAACAUCGUCCGCAAGCGACCAAAGUCCUUUUCACGACUUGACUACUUCCUUCUGCAGCGCACCCACCAAAAGCGACUCGUCCAAGCCUCGACGAUCUACGACCACCCCAAGGACCUUUCGGAUCACCGACCGGUCUCGAUCGUCCUAGUUCUCUCGGAUGAGCGAGGAGACGCGGCUCAACCCAACAAUAGUUUACCAACGACAUCAAACCAAUUACAUCGUAUCAACGCGGCGACCUUCAAGACGGCGGAGUUCCAGGGGAUGUUGGAAGGAUGGUUGGAAGGAGCGAGUGGGGAGGAACCGGUGGGGGAGCUCGAGGUGGUGCUGGGGAACUGCGCGAAGGAGGGUCGGGAGCUGGCGAGGAGGGAGCAUCGGGAGCGGGUGGAGCGGAUGGCGGUCUUGGUGGGAAGGGUGCAGGAUCUGGAGGCGUUGCCGGUGAUGGGGGACGAGGAGACGGCCGAAUGGACGCGGACGACGGAGGAACUUAGGCGAGCGGUCAACGAGCGCGCGCGCCAACUUCGGAUCCGAGCCCACGUACCCGAAAUCGCUACCGAGGAACGACUGGAGCGGCCGGUCCACGCCAAGCUCGCGGCACGGAGUUCGGAUUCCAAGAUCACAGCACUGCGAUUGCCCAACGGAGAGCUGACACAUGACAUUGACGUCGCGCUUGACCACACACAGGCGCACUUUCAGCGCCUCUACGAUCUCGAGCCGCGCGAUCGGGACCACGUCGAGCGACUUAGGGACGAUUUCUUGGCGCCGAUCAGGUCGGCGCGCACUUGCGACGACCCGAGCUCGGACCCGCUCUUUCUGCGACGACUCUCGGAAGCGCACAUCGAGCUGCUGCAGCAACCCAUCACCGAGGACGAGGUCGUAGCCGCAAUCGCAACAACACACCCCGGUCGAUCGCCGGGUCCAUCUGGCGUGCCCUACGAGCUCUAUCACACAGCGCCGCGGGCGUGGGCCAAGGCGCUGAGCAGGGCCUUCAACGCGAUGACCGAGCGCGGCUCGCUUUCACCGAAGCAGGGGCAAGGACUCGCUCGCCUGCUCUUCAAGCACCACAAGAUUGGGGCCGAUCGCGCCGAGCUCUCGUCGUACCGGCCCAUCACCUUGCGCGAGUGCGACUACAAGCUCUUCACCAAGGUCUACGUUGCGCGACUCAACCACGUGCUGCCGGACCUGCUCCCACCGCAACAGCACGGCUUCGUCAAGGGCCGCCGAUCGGCGGACGCGUCAUUCCACCUGCGACUCUUGAUCGAGGAGCUGGGCGCGCGCGGCACCGAGUUCCCUGACGCGGCGCUCUUGUCUCUUGACCAAUCGUCGGCUUACGACCUCGUCGAGCACGAAUGGAUCUUCGCCAUCUUCGACGCUCUCGGCGCUCCUGCCGCCUUCCAACGCGUUCUGAGGAUGCUCUACUCGGGUGACUCAACCACGGCGCGAUAUAUCAUCAACGGCUUCUUGACUCCGCCGGUGCGGCUGACGUGUGGGCUCGGCCAAGGGGACCCGGCGUCGUCGUCGGUCUGGGAUGUCGUGUUCCAGCCGUUCCUGGAUGCUCUGCACCGUCGAGGCAUCGCGCUGAACCUCUCGCUUCCUACCAUUCACCCCUACCCACAGAGCCGCGCCAUUACAUCCCUUGCGUUUGCCGAUGACGUCGUCGUCGCCGUCGCGGGCUCGGAGUCACUCAACUUGCUCGACGACCUGGCGCUCGACUGGAGGCUCGCAACCAAUGGCCGGCUCAACACCGACAAGACCGUCGUACUACCCAUCGGGUGUCGCUGGGAGGCUGGCGAUCGUCCGCUCGUCGUCAAGGCCGAGGGCGAGUCGCUCGAGUGGAUCGGCCUAUCUUUCGACCCCACCGGCAACACCGAACUCGCCAACGUGAAUCUCGUCGCACGGCUCGAAGCGGUGCUCGAUUCGGCACGGGACCGAGGGCUCACACACCACACCCGAGCGUUCUACGUCAACCGAUAUGCCAUUCCCAAGAUUCUGCACAUCCUCUCCGCCGACAUCCCACCGCUCGAGGUCGUCAAGGAGCUUGAUCGCAUUCUCGCCGACUUUGUCCGCGGCGGCAAGAGGAGGUCGUGCUAUGGCAAGGACGUCGUCUUCACACCGAGGUUCAAGGGGGGUCUUGGGGUCAUGCGGAUGCAGGACGUCGUCGACUCGGUUGCGGCACGCGUCUGGGACGUGCUUCUUGGCGGUUCGGAUGCGAUCUGGCAGGGACUUGCGCGCGCGGCGAUUGUACGAGCCCAUCCCGCCCCCGACUUUGACUUGGCAACCGAUGCGUGGCCUUGCGACUACACUCCGAUCCGAACCGAUCUACACCCAAGAUGGCAGGCCGUGCUGAAGGUACCAUCGACGCACAAUGCGCAAGUCAAGCCGAGGACGUUGACGCUCGCGAACCUUCUCGCUCUUCCGAUCAAGUUGCACACCCUUCACUACCUACCGGGAGCACCAGCUGUGUCGCGACCACCCUACGACGCCGACUAUGCUGCGUUUGCCAUUUACGCCAAGGUAGCGGACCUGUUUCGACGCGAGCUGUACCCGGGCGGGGGCUUUCAUCUCUGGACGCCGCCGACGGAUGUGGUCGUCAGCAACAGCGAAUACGAUCAACGGGGCCGCCCACAACGAGAGCACAUCGUGGCAUGGUACCGACAUGCGAUCAAUCGAUUGAGGUUCACACCAAUAGCUCAACCGGUGGCGGCAGUACGAAUCAACGGGCCUCCCCGAGUCCGCCCCACCACGCCGCUCGAGUCGAUCCUGCCCCAUCCGAUCGACCCGCCGCAGCGCCUUCCGAGACCGGCUCUCCCAGACCAAUCAACACAAUACAACUUGCUCAGCAUGGAUCGGCCAUACACCAUCCGUCGCGUCCGCCGAGUCUUGAAUGCAAAGGCCUUCACCGACACGAUCGGUUUCAGGGACUCGCUGCAGCCCGACGAUCUCAAGGGAUUCUGGAAGGGGGUCAACUCGAAGGCAUUGACGGCGAGGGAACGCGAGGUGUGGUUCAAGCUCGUCAGGAACUUCACCCCGACUCGGAGUCUGCAGUUUCAUCAAAAGCACGACGACUCGCCCGCGUGCCUCGUCUGUGGAGCGCCCAAGGACGAUCGGGAGCACUACUUCUUCGACUGCGUUGACUCUAGGAACGUUUGGAUCGCGGCAAGGGGCGUGCUCUGCGACGCACUGGGGCUCGACACGAUCGACAACACGCAUUACAUGUCAGGAGCACAGCCUGCACUGCCAUCAAUACUCGAAGGAAGUCUCCCAAGUUUGCGGCCGGAGUCGACAUCAGCUACCGGUUCGUUCGUUGCAAGCAUUGUCGGCGCGAUGGUGUAGUCGUGAGGGCGCGCGGGCGCGCACUCAGUGGUCGAGGGUUCGAUCCGCCCGGAGCGUGAUCUGCCUUUUGGUUUCUUUUCCUUUUUGUUAUCCGAGGCCCGGCUUCGGGGUUUUUACCGGUGCCUUGCAGGCAAUCCUUUUUACCCCUGAAGCGACCUCGUGGUGUAGUUAUUUGAUUCAGUCUUUCCUUCGCUCGGAGCACUUCCCUCCUUUUGCUUUUGCCACCCUUCCCCUAGAGCUUGGUCCACUCAUUAUCAUGACUCGUACCCUCCCUCUUUUUACCCAUUUCGCUGGCAAUUAAGUCCGUUACACUUGAUUUGCUGCGAAGCCUUCCGACCGAAUCCACUCCUCGGUUGCUCUCGGUCGACUGCCGCCGCCCAGCCGACUCGACCUUCCCAUCGGCCUGGUCAGCUAUUUCUUGGAUCGUUUGCCCUUCCUCUUUUGUCCGACCUCGUUGGCCACCAUAGUCCGGUACACUGGACUUGCUGCGAGCCUUGCAGCCGCGUAUCCUCCGCGGUUGCCUCUCGGUCGACUUCCGCCGCCCAGCCGACUCGACCUUCCCACCGGCCUGGUCAGCUAUUUCUUGGAUCGUUUGCCCUCCCUCUUCUGUCCGACCUCGUUGGCUACCAUAGUUCGGUACACUGGACUUGCUGCGAGCCUUGCAGCCGCGUAUCCUCCGCGGUUGCCUCUCGGUCGACUGCCGCCGCCUCGGUCGACACCCCCUUCGCUCCUUCGCGCUUUCGCGCGCUCUCUCGCUCUCUCCCUCGUCUCUCGCGUGUAGUCAUCGUCAUCCCCUCCGACGUUGCCUGUCAGCGGGAGCACCGGUAAAAACCCUGAAGCCGCGCCUCGGUUAACAAAAAGAUAAAACAAACCGAAAGAAGACUGCGGUCUGGGCGCCUCGAACCCGCGACCACCAAGUGCGCGCCCGCGCGCCUCACGACUACGCCAUCGCACCGACGAUGCUGUGAAACGAGGCAAGUCUCUGGUCAAGUCAACUCUACCCGCACAUAGUCUUGGGGGGGCUUCCUUCGAGUACACGCUGUCAUCCUGACAUUGAACUCGAGACGGGUGCGACGCUGAAGGUCCUCCGAACCGACAACGGUGGUGAAUACUGUUCGAGAGCGUUCACAGAGUUCUGCAAGGCACGAGGCACCCGUCGACAAUACUCUAUCCCACGCACGCCUCAACAGAACGGUCGUGCAGAGCGGGUCAAUCGUUCCAUUGUCGAAGGCGUCCUUGCCCUCCUUGUCGACGCCCACCUACCCAAGACAUUCUGGGAGGAGGCUGCAGCUUAUUUCGUUUACUGCAAGAACCUGUGUCAACACGCGGCCCUGGACAAGGCAACACCAAACUCCGUCUGGCAGGGUGACCACACCACUGCCUCGGCGCUUCACCCGUUCGGCUGUACAGCUUGGCUUACGGUCGCGCCCGAACUUCGCUCCAAACUCGACCCGAAGGCGGUUCGCGUUCUUUUCACCGGCUACGACCUGGCUUCAAAAGCCUUUCGCUUCUACGACACUACGACACAGAAGAUUAUACUUGGCAGAAAUGCCACGUUCCUCGACACUGAAUUCCCCGGAUUACAUGGCGACCCCACUGAGCAAGACGGCGACACGCACUUCGCCAGCGCUCCCACCACCGAAUCUCAAACCGUUGUCAAGACAUGGACCCCACUAGUAAGGUCGGCGCACAUGGACGUCUCAUCCCCCCUUGAUGAUUCUGCCAUGAGCGCCGUUGACGUGGCCCCAGGGUACACUGGCGGAACCUUACUUAACUUCACAGAUGCCGAAUCGUCCUCGUCACCAUCGCCUGUGCCGUCCUCGUCACCGUCGCCUGCGUCGCCCUCAUCACCGUCGCCUGCGCCAUCGCCUGCACUUUCACCAUCGUCGGCUGCGUCAUCGUCACCCUCGGCCUUACCGACCGACUCUGAAGACUCCGCCGAUCCUCUCGACCUCCUCGGCUCACAGCCCCAGGUUCGCCUCGAUCUACAGGACGUGCACCACCCAGACUUCAGCACGUACCGCGAGCCCGCAUCGGCUGAGGAGUCGCCCGACGAACUCGACCUCAUUGGGCGCCACUCUCGCGACGAAUCUCCGGACGAAAUCGAUUUCCUCACCCGACACCACCGCGCCUUCAUCGCCAUCGACGACGACACCUCUGACACAGAGGCAAUUCAGCCAGUCAAGUCCAUCACGAGCGACCCACAGACCUGGCGCGAGGCGAUGUCUAGCGACAAGCGUGAAGUAUGGGCCAAAGCCGCCACCGACGAGUUCACCUCCAUGCGCGACGACUUCAAGGUCUUCACCAUCGAGGACCGAGCCACGGUGCCCGCGGGUGCGACUAUCGUUACAUCCAAGUUCGUCUGGAAAACGAAACGGAACGCACUCGGCGAAGUCACUGGACACAAGGCAAGGCUGGUCGCGCAAGGCAAUCGGCAACGCGACGGCAUCGACUUCAACGAAACGUUCGCACCGGUCGCACGCUUCUCCUCGAUACGCUCACUCCUCGCGCUGGCGGCCGCCAACGGCUUGCACGUGCACCAGGCGGACAUCGACAAAGCAUAUCUGCAUGGCGACCUUGACCACGACAUCUGGAUGACGGCACCGCGCGGCUUCGACCUUCCCAGCGACAAGGUGCUUCGCCUGCGACGCUCCAUCUACGGGCUCAAACAGGCUGGCCGAAUCUGGAAUCGACACAUCGACGCUUCGCUUCGGGCCCUCGGUUACACGGCGACGGGCACCGACCACUGCGUAUACUCUUGGCUCGAUGAUCGUCAAUGUCCACACUACAUCGCACUGUACGUCGACGACCUCCUGAUGAUCAGCCCGGACCUGGCCGAAAUCGAACGUGUCAUCUCAGGCCUGGAACAACGCUACGGAGUCAAGCGCCUCGGCCCGGCCGAGUAUAUCCUCGGCAUCCAGAUCAGGCGGUUCGACGACGGCUCUAUCGCCCUAUCCCAGGAACGGUACAUCAUGGACGUGCUCGCUCGGUUCCACUUCGACACCACGACUCGCGGCACUACAGUUCCGAUGACUCCCGGCCUUUCGCUCACUGCUAUCCCGGGUCAAGGCACCGAACGGAUCAGGUCAUGGUGUCAGGAUGACAGCGUGUACUCGAAGGAAGCCCCCCAAGGCUAUGUGCGGGUAGAGUUGACUUGA
Microbotryum saponariae is the source of this 8772-nucleotide messenger RNA. The record is from the annotation of a GenBank genome assembly. NCBI's taxonomy places the organism in Eukaryota, Fungi, Basidiomycota, Microbotryomycetes, Microbotryales, Microbotryaceae.